GCUUCUUGCCGCCCAUAACCCCGCCUGAAAAGUUCUUUCUCUCCCAGCUGAUGCUGGCCCCCCCCAGAGAGCUGUUCAAGAAGACCCCGCGCCAGAUUGCCGCAAUGGAUGUUGGAAACAUGGCCCAGUCGGUGGAUAUCAGUGGGCUUCAGCUGGCCUUGGCGGAGCGUCAGUCUGAGUUGCCAACACAGAGCAAGGCCAGCUUCCCCAGCAUUCUCAGUGAUCCUGACCCAGAUUCUUCCAACUCUGGUUUUGACAGCUCUGUCGCCUCCCAGAUCACUGAAGCCUUAGUGAGUGGACCAAAGCCUCCUAUAGAAAGUCACUUUCGGCCAGAGUUUAUUCGUCCACCACCUCCACUCCAUAUAUGUGAGGAUGAAUUGGCAUGGUUAAAUCCAAUAGAACCAGACCACACGAUUCAGUGGGACAAAUCAAUGUGUGUUAAAAACAGCACUGGAGUCGAGAUAAAAAGAAUUAUGGCAAAAGCUUUUAAAAGUCCCUUGACUUCCCCACAGCAAACACAGCUCCUUGGAGAACUGGAAAAGGACCCCAAGCUUGUCUACCAUAUUGGUCUCACUCCUGCCAAAUUGCCAGACCUCGUUGAAAACAAUCCUUUAGUAGCCAUCGAAAUGCUGCUCAAACUGAUGCAAUCUAGUCAGAUAACAGAGUAUUUUUCUGUCUUGGUCAACAUGGACAUGUCCUUACAUUCAAUGGAAGUUGUCAAUCGGCUUACUACUGCAGUUGAUCUCCCUCCUGAAUUUAUUCAUCUUUACAUCUCCAACUGUAUCUCCACCUGUGAACAGAUUAAAGACAAAUACAUGCAGAACCGCCUGGUACGCCUUGUUUGCGUCUUUCUCCAGUCUUUAAUCAGAAACAAAAUCAUCAAUGUACAGGACUUGUUUAUAGAAGUGCAAGCGUUCUGCAUUGAGUUCAGCCGGAUCCGAGAAGCUGCUGGCCUUUUCAGAUUGCUGAAGACACUAGAUACUGGGGAGAACCCAUCAGAGACAAAAACUUCUAAAUAGAAUAGCACUGUCACCGGAGGGCAAAAUGCCUGUCAGCGUUCUGUACCUCUCAUUCAUGUACAACUCAUUGUAUAUUUCAAACCCAAAUCACUGGAUUAAUAAUGUAAUACAUUAUAAAUAGCAUUUUAUGCAUUUAAACAAUAAAUGAUGUUUUUCUCAGA
Messenger RNA from Numida meleagris (helmeted guineafowl), 1180 nucleotides. It is a transcript of the gene CNOT11, whose product is annotated as CCR4-NOT transcription complex subunit 11. Gene Ontology annotation, biological process: mRNA catabolic process; negative regulation of translation. The record is from RefSeq and is a predicted model, not a curated record. Lineage: Eukaryota; Metazoa; Chordata; Aves; Galliformes; Numididae. Gene Ontology annotation, cellular component: CCR4-NOT complex.